AUGGCCAAUACCAACACAAAAGCCACCACCAAAACACCCCCAGACCUGCCCACCCUCCAGUCCUCUCUUACCCGCCUAUCCACAGCCGCCCACCUUCUCGACGGCUUCGUCCAUCGCAACAAGAACCAGCACCGCGGCACGCGAUGGUGGGCGCCCUUCGACAUGCUGCGCCGCAGCGUGCGCAAACUCGUGCCUGACCUGGAGGGCGCGGUGCAGCGCUCUGAGCUCCUGUCUUCUUCUUCAUCAGGAGGAGCGUCGGCUAAGCGGAGGAAGACGAACGACAAGGGAGCCGGCGCCGGCGCCAAGCAGCCGGAGCUGGAGAAGGUGGAGGCCAGGGCGCAGUGGGUACACGACGUUGUGGCCAUCAAGGCAUUCGAGGCCUUCACGCAGCUCCUGGCAGACAGGCAGUUCGCCCAGCUGGGCCUGAUGCUCAUAGGCGUGCUGGCACAAGUGGAGGCGUCCGUGGCCCCGUUCGUGAGGCCAGCCGAGCCGCCGGGGGGCGACGACGAGAACGAUGCGGCCGGACAGGACCCCGCCCGGGCGGUAGUAGCCCGGAUGGCUGCACGGCGCGCAGACGGCCCAGUUGCGUCGCAGGUCGGCGGCAGCGCAAGCAGCAGCCUGGGCGCGGGACACGAGGACGACCUGGGGGUUGCCAUCUCGAGGGACGAGCUCGGCGACGAUGACGAGGGCGAGGAAGAGGACGUCACCUCGGGGAGGCCCCGGCGUCCGUCGCCGCCUCCCAAGGAGAAAAGGCCCGAGAAGGGUGAGAGUAAAGGGAAGAAGAGGCCCAGAGCGGAUGACACUGGCUCGUCGAGGAUAGCCAAGCCUGAGAAGCCGGCACGGCCGGAGUUGUCGAGGGACGAGAAGAAGGCCAAGAAGAAAAAAAAGAAGAAAGGAGGCGACGAGUUUGAUGACUUGUUUAGCUCUCUCAUGUAG
Diaporthe citri is the source of this 936-nucleotide messenger RNA. RefSeq lists its product as uncharacterized. NCBI's taxonomy places the organism in Eukaryota, Fungi, Ascomycota, Sordariomycetes, Diaporthales, Diaporthaceae. The record is from RefSeq and is a predicted model, not a curated record. Gene Ontology annotation, cellular component: ribonuclease MRP complex. Gene Ontology annotation, molecular function: rRNA primary transcript binding. Gene Ontology annotation, biological process: nuclear-transcribed mRNA catabolic process, RNase MRP-dependent; maturation of 5.8S rRNA from tricistronic rRNA transcript (SSU-rRNA, 5.8S rRNA, LSU-rRNA). Bases 1 to 936 code for a protein of 311 amino acids. The transcript is spliced from 2 exons.